Molecule: messenger RNA, 2043 nt
Organism: Maudiozyma saulgeensis
Lineage: Eukaryota; Fungi; Ascomycota; Saccharomycetes; Saccharomycetales; Saccharomycetaceae
Source: the annotation of a GenBank genome assembly
AUGACAGGAAGAGAACAUUCUACUGUUCAUGAAGCACAUCAUGUUCGUGCUAGACAAGCACCACAGCAUUUUUAUAAUUCCCAACCUGGUCCAGCCUAUGUUCAUGAUAUGGAAACUUAUAAACAAAUGUAUAAAGAAUCUAUUGAACAACCUGAAGAAUUUUUUGGUAAAAUGGGUCGUGAUUUCUUACAUUGGGAUAGACCGUUCACUAAAGUUCAAUCAGGUUCUCUAGAAAAUGGUGAUGUUGCUUGGUUUUUAAAUGGUGAACUAAAUGCAUCUUAUAAUUGUGUUGAUAGACACGCUUUUGCUAAUCCAAAUAAACCUGCUCUUAUUUAUGAAGCUGAUGAUGAAUCAGAAAAUAAAGUUAUUACUUUUGGUGAAUUAUUAAGAGAAGUAUCAAAAGUCGCAGGUGUUUUAAAAAGUUGGGGUGUUAAGAAAGGUGAUACUGUCGCAGUUUAUUUACCAAUGAUUCCUUCAACUGUUAUUGCUAUGCUUGCAAUUGCUAGACUUGGUGCAGUUCACUCUGUUAUCUUUGCUGGGUUUUCUUCUGGUUCAAUGAAAGAUCGUAUUGUUGAUGCUGGUUGUAAAGUUUUAAUUACUUGUGAUGAAGGUCGUAGAGGUGGUAAGACUAUUCAUACAAAAAAAAUUGUCGAUGAAGGUUUAAAUGGCGUCGAUUCAGUUUCUCACAUCCUUGUCUUUCAAAGAACUGGUACUGAAGGUAUUCCAAUGAAAGCAGGUAGAGAUUUUUGGUGGCACGAAGAAAUUGCUAAACAAAGAGGUUAUUUACCACCCGUAUCUUGUAAUUCUGAAGAUCCUUUAUUUCUUUUAUAUACUUCAGGUUCUACAGGUUCUCCUAAAGGUGUGGUUCAUUCUACUGGUGGUUAUUUAUUAGGUGCAGCUUUAACCACUAGAUACGUCUUCGACAUUCAUCCAGAAGAUGUCUUAUUCACUGCAGGUGAUGUUGGUUGGAUUACUGGUCAUACUUAUGCUUUGUAUGGUCCAUUAGCUCUAGGGACUACAUCAAUUAUCUUUGAAUCUACUCCUGCUUAUCCAGAUUAUGGUAGAUAUUGGAGAAUUAUUGAACGUCAUAAAGCUACUCAUUUCUAUGUUGCCCCAACUGCAUUAAGAUUAAUUAAACGUGUAGGUGAACAAGAAAUUGGUAAGUACGAUAUCUCUUCAUUAAGAGUCUUAGGUUCAGUUGGUGAACCAAUUUCUCCUGAAUUAUGGGAAUGGUAUCAUAAGACUAUUGGUAAUGAAAAUUGUGUCAUUUGUGAUACUAUGUGGCAAACUGAGUCUGGUUCUCAUUUAAUUGCUCCAUUAGCUGGUGCAGUACCAACUAAACCAGGUUCUGCAUCUGUACCAUUCUUUGGUGUUAAUGCAGCUAUCAUUGAUCCUGUUACUGGGGUCGAAUUAGAAGAAAAUGAUGUCGAAGGUGUUCUUGCUGUCAAAUCUCCAUGGCCUUCAAUGGCUAGAUCCAUAUGGAAUAACCAUGCCCAUUAUAUCAAUACAUACAUGAAACCUUACCCAGGUUAUUAUUUCACAGGGGAUGGUGCCGGUAGAGAUCAUGAUGGUUAUUACUGGAUUAGAGGUAGAGUUGAUGAUGUUGUUAACGUUUCUGGUCAUAGAUUAUCAACUGCUGAAAUUGAAGCUUCUUUAGCUAACAAUGAAGCUGUCUCUGAAUCUGCCGUCAUCGGUAUCACUGAUGAACUUACAGGUCAAGCCGUCAUUGCUUUUGUCUCAUUAAAGAAUCAAACUCACCCGGCAAAUCCAUUAGAAAAUGAAUCUCCAAUGGCUGAUUUACAUCGUGAAUUGAUUUUACAAGUCAGAGGUGAAAUUGGUCCAUUUGCUUCUCCAAAAUGUAUUAUCAUCGUUAAGGAUCUACCAAAGACAAGAUCAGGUAAAAUAAUGAGAAGAGUACUAAGAAAAGUCGCUUCUAAUGAAGCUGAUCAAUUAGGUGAUUUAUCAACUUUAGCUAAUGCUGAUAUUGUUCCAUCUAUUAUCGAUGCUGUUAACGUACAAUUCUUAAACAAACAAAAGAAGUAA